GUGCCCAGGGGGGCUCUGUGGCCCGAACACUUCUGGAAGAUGGGACAUUCAAGGUUCGUGUGGUGACCCGGGACCCUGGGCAGAAGGCAGCCAAGGAGCUGAAGCAGCAAGGUGCAGAAGUGGUACAGGGAGACCAGGAUGACGAGGCCAGCAUGGUGCUGGCUCUGACUGGUGCACAUGCCGCCUUCAUUGUGACCAACUACUGGGAGAACUGCAGCCAGGAGCGGGAGAUCAAGCAGGGAAAGCUGCUGGCCGAUCUGGCCAAGCGCCUGGGCCUCCACUACGUGGUCUACAGUGGCCUGGAGAACGUCAGGAAGCUGACGGCAGGAAAGCUGGUGGUGGGCCACUUUGACGGCAAAGGGGAGGUGGAGGAAUACUUCCGGGACAUCGGGGUGCCCAUGACCAGUGUGCGGCUGCCCUGCUACUUCGAGAACCUCCUCUCCUACUUCCUGCCCCGGAAAGCCCCGGACGGAAAGAGCUACUUGCUGAGCUUGCCCCUGGGUGACGUCCCCAUGGACGGCAUGGCUGUGACCGACCUGGGCCCUGUGGUGCUCACCCUGCUGAAGACACCAGAAGAAUACGUGGGCCAGAACAUCGGGCUGAGUACCUGCAGGCACACCGCGGAGGAGUAUGCCGCUCUGCUCGCCAAGCACACCGGCAAGGCUAUACAGGCCGCCAAGACAGCUCCUGAGGAGUACGAGCAGCUGGGCUUCCCCGGGGCCCGGGACCUGGCCAACAUGUUCCGGUUCUAUGCCAUGAAGCCCGACCGCGACAUCGAGCUGACCCUGAGGCUCAACCCCAAGGCCCAGACGCUGGACCAGUGGCUGGAGCGGCACAAGGGGGCCUUCGCCCAGCUGUGACCUGCCCACCUGUAGCCCCGAGCCAGGCACGGGAGGCACAGAGGCACAAUUAUCCUUUCUCAUGUUACAAAAUAAAAACCUUUUAAAUAAAGCUUUUGUUCUCACAGAUG
Messenger RNA from Tupaia belangeri chinensis (Chinese tree shrew), 970 nucleotides. RefSeq names its product NmrA like redox sensor 1 (gene NMRAL1). The record is from RefSeq and is a predicted model, not a curated record. Gene Ontology annotation, cellular component: nucleus. Lineage: Eukaryota; Metazoa; Chordata; Mammalia; Scandentia; Tupaiidae.